Megalopta genalis is the source of this 1815-nucleotide messenger RNA. RefSeq names its product Vacuolar protein sorting-associated protein YL-1 (gene YL-1). The record is from RefSeq and is a predicted model, not a curated record. Lineage: Eukaryota; Metazoa; Arthropoda; Insecta; Hymenoptera; Halictidae. Gene Ontology annotation, cellular component: nucleus.
AAACAGCGCUCGAUAGUAUACAAACAAGUAAGGAGGCAACGAUUAUCUAUGAUCUAAAUAGUAGUUAAAAAACAAGUUUUUAAUGUUUUAAAUUAAAUUAUAUAAGUAUUUCGCAUGAUAUGACAAUAACUCGUUAUUUAUUAUCAAAAGUGAUAGCUAAUUCGUAUAUAUGUACAUAAGUUUGUGUACUAUCAUUGGGAACUUAAUCAGAGUUAACCUAUUUAUCAGUAACAAGAAGAAAAAACAAACAACGAGAAUAAUUUUAGUGAAGAAGAAUAUACGUGAUUACAAAAAUGGCAUCAAGCAGGGAAAGACGUUCAAAUGCCGGGAAGAAGAUGAAGGGGAAGACGAAGUAGACUCUGAUUUCAGUAUAGAUGAAAAUGAUGAACCAAUUUCAGACACAGAGCAGGAAGGGCCUAAAAAGAAACGUAGAUUAGUGACAAAAGCUUAUAAGGAACCUAAAGUUCAGUCGCAACUGCCACAGAAAGAGAAGAAAGUGAGACAACCAAAGCAUCAUAAACAUUUCAUAGAAAGUACAGAAAGAAAAUCUAUACGCCGUUCAACUGCUGCAAAAUCAGCUGCAACACAGAGACGAUUGCGUGAAAGGAAUGAAGAUCAGAAAAGAAAAACAAGAGUCAUAAGACAUGAUAUAUGGAAACCGACUCAGGAAGAAUUGUUAGAGGAAGCUUUAGAGACUGAACAAAUUAAUGUGAAAUCAUUGGAGAAAUAUCAGAAAUUAGAAAAUGAAAAGAAAAAUACUAGAACAGUAAGAAAAGCACAAACUGGACCUAUGAUUAGGUAUCAAUCUCUAUCAAUGCCAGUUAUGGUGCUCUCUGAAGUGAACGUUGACAAAGAAGACAAUAAAAUUAAUAUUGAGAGAGAUGAUGAAAAAAGUAUAAAUGCGAAUUCUGAAACUAGAAGUUCAGAUGGAUUUGAAAACAGCAAUGUAGUUGUAAAAUUAGAAAACGAUGUGAAGGAUACUAACAAAACCGAGUCAAUCUUAAAAACACGUUACGAAGGAUCAAAAAGAUUUUACGAACGAACAUUCAUUACUUUUGAAAAUGAAAAAUUAUUUUCUAAUGCAUUUAAAAAAUCUACUGCCCAGAUACCACCGUCAAAAGCUUUAUGUUCGAUUACAAGACUGCCUGCAAAAUAUCUGGAUCCUAUGACUCAAUUGCCAUAUAAGAACGUUCAAACAUUUCGAUUAUUACGUGAAGCGUAUUAUCAACAAUUGGAGGCUCGGACAGAUAUUAAUGAUACAACACAAAGUCCAGACCUAUUACGAUGGCUUGAAUGGCGGCAGAAGAAUCAGGGUGUUUCUCAAAGAAGUAUGAUACGUCUUGAAACAGCUUCUACACCUAUGCAUUCGUAGUGACUUUUCAAGAUUAAUAGUAUUAUAAAAUAGUACUUUCAUUGUUACUUCUAUCAGAAAUGUUCUCUACUUUUCUUUUGUCAAUUAAAAUUUUUUGUAUAUAAUCAUUACUUUUAAAAAAAGUAAGUAAUUAGUCCAAAUUAUUUUCGUUAGCAUAUAUAGAUGAUUAAAAAGCAGUUUUUUAAGAGUAUCUAUUGUAUUAAAAAUUUCAUAAAACUUGGUAGAAGUAUGAUGAAAGUCCUUGAGAAUAAGUUAGUUACAUAAGCGACAGAUUUGUAAAUAAUUGUAUAUUUUAUUCGCGUUCUAUUGUAGCAUGUUUUUUUUUUUGUAAAAAGUUACAAUACAACAGUUAUUUGUACAUAAAGUUGAAUCUUAUUAUUGUUAUCGUUUGACGCUAAUAAAUGCAAUGUAUUGGGUACGAUAAAAUAGUUCAAAUAACUCGA